CCCACUCCACUCGUGCAGAGCACAUCCACAUCUAGCUCAUCCAAACCCCAAACCCCCAAUUGGAACCAAGGUCCUAGAAGAAAAAAAAUCAUUGCGGCGGCGGAUCGGAGGUAGAAGAAUCAAUCAAUGGCUUCCGACGGCGUGGUGGCUCUGUACGGCAACAACAACAACGCGGUGGUGGAGCCGUCCUCGAAGCCCGCCGCCGCCACCUUCUCCGUCAAGGUGGGCCUGGCCCAGAUGCUCCGCGGCGGCGUCAUCAUGGACGUGGUUACCGCGGACCAGGCGCGGCUGGCCGAGGAGGCCGGCGCGUGCGCCGUGAUGGCGCUGGAGCGCGUCCCGGCGGACAUCCGCGCGCAGGGCGGCGUGGCCCGCAUGUCGGACCCGGCCCUCAUCCGCGACAUCAAGCGCGCGGUGACCAUCCCGGUCAUGGCCAAGGCGCGCAUCGGGCACUUCGUGGAGGCCCAGAUCCUGGAGGCCGUCGGCGUGGACUACGUGGACGAGAGCGAGGUGCUCACCCUCGCCGACGACGCGCACCACAUCAACAAGCACAACUUCCGCGUCCCCUUCGUCUGCGGCUGCCGCGACCUCGGCGAGGCGCUCCGCCGCAUCCGCGAGGGCGCCGCCAUGAUCCGCACCAAGGGGGAGGCGGGCACGGGGAACGUCGUGGAGGCCGUACGCCACGUACGCUCCGUCAUGGGCGCCGUCCGCGCACUGCGCAACAUGGACGACGACGAGGUCUUCAGCUACGCCAAGCAGAUCGCCGCACCCUACGACCUGGUGAUGCAGACCAAGCAGCUCGGCCGCCUCCCCGUCGUGCAGUUCGCCGCGGGCGGUGUCGCUACCCCCGCCGACGCUGCCCUCAUGAUGCAGCUCGGCUGCGAUGGCGUCUUCGUCGGUUCCGGCAUCUUCAAGAGCGGCGACCCGGCGCGCCGCGCCCGUGCCAUCGUCCAGGCCGUGACGCACUACAGCGACCCGGAGAUCCUGGCUGAUAUCAGCGCUGGGCUUGGGGAGGCUAUGGUGGGCAUCAACCUGUCCGACCCCAACGUCGAGCGCUUCGCCGCCCGCUCCCAGUAGCUUUCCGUUGCUUGUUUCUUCUUUUUUUGUCAAGUUGAUCCUGCUGCCAUGGAUCGUUGUCGUCGUAAUAACUCGAAUCCAAUCGGAUCUUCCUUGCAUCA
Lolium perenne is the source of this 1175-nucleotide messenger RNA. Its product is annotated as probable pyridoxal 5'-phosphate synthase subunit PDX1.1. Gene Ontology annotation, molecular function: amine-lyase activity. Gene Ontology annotation, biological process: pyridoxine biosynthetic process; amino acid metabolic process; pyridoxal 5'-phosphate biosynthetic process. The record is from RefSeq and is a predicted model, not a curated record. Lineage: Eukaryota; Viridiplantae; Streptophyta; Magnoliopsida; Poales; Poaceae.